UACUGAUUGUAACUUAACAUAAAACAAAGUGUGCGUGUAUUUUUUGUAAAAAUUGUUAAAAUUAAACACAAAACACCCACCGGUGGCCAUGGGAGCCUGCGUAUGUCGCAUGAACAAUGAGGAGACGAUCAGCGUUUCCAGCGAGCGUCCGGGCAGCGCAGGUAUUGCCCUUGGUGGCGGCGGUGGAGCGCUGCGUAAGAAUCGUCCACUGUGCCAUGAGACCAUCAAAUGGCGUUCAGAUGUGCCAUUGACCGAGGGACAAUUGCGCUCUAAGCGUGACGAGUUUUGGGACACUGCACCAGCCUUCGAUGGCAGGAAGGAGAUCUGGGAUGCACUGCGUGCCGCAACAAAUGCAGCCGAAGGGCUAGACUUUCAAAUGGCCCAGGCCAUAUUGGAUGGGGCUAAUGUGUCUGUCCCCAAUGGCUACCUCACAGAAUGCUACGAUGAGCUGGGCACGCAGUACAAGGUGCCGAUUUAUUGUCUGUCAUAUCCCAUAAACAUUGUGAAGGAGGAGAAUGGACGUGAUUCGCCAGCCGAAUACUCAGAGCCGGUUGAUGGCGGCACCGAAAUCUUUCUCAAGUUGCGCAUAUCUUCAACCAUGACUGAUGUUAAACUGCCGGUAUACUCAAAGGAUACUGUGGGACAGUGCAAAAAGAAACUCCAGGCCGCGGAGGGCGUUGAUUCAUGCUGCCAGCGUUGGUUCUACAGUGGCAAGUUGCUGGGCGACAAAGUACCCAUUGAUGAAUGCAGCAUACACCAAGGCUAUGUGGUGCAGGUUAUUGUGAACGCGGAACAUUAUAAUCACGACAACAGCACGAGUAUUGUGAACGUUUCGCUUUCAAGCUAGCAAUGUACCAACUCUAGACUAGUCAGCCUAGGUAAUAACAGCAACUGCAACAACAACAUUAAGAACUACAACAGCAGCUGCAGCUACAAGCCAUGUCAUCAACAGCAACAACUGCAACAACAACAGCUUACGAGCAAUCAAAACUAUAGUGUUAGAUACUCAGGCUACAGAUACAGCAAUAACACAAAUCACAUUAAUGUAAAGCACAAAGAGCCACAAGAACAACAUCAACAACAAGAGCAACAGCCAACGUAUUGCAUUUAUCAAAAGCAACGUUUUGAGAUUGUUGCUGUCAUUUGCACAAUGCUGAUUAACUUGUUUUGUUACUACUAUUGUUGCUCGAUGCCCAAAUUGUUGU
Drosophila busckii is the source of this 1205-nucleotide messenger RNA. Its product is annotated as ubiquitin domain-containing protein 1. The coding region runs from base 89 to 847 and encodes 252 amino acids. Lineage: Eukaryota; Metazoa; Arthropoda; Insecta; Diptera; Drosophilidae. The record is from RefSeq and is a predicted model, not a curated record. Gene Ontology annotation, molecular function: protein binding. The transcript is spliced from 4 exons.